CCUUAUGCCUAGCGCCUUUUAGAACCUUGAUCCCGACAUCCAUCAAUUUCACAAUCUCUGCACGGACCACUACCUCCAGGUUAGGAGUCAAGCUCCUCUACGGCUGCCUGACUGGCUUAACCUCAUCGUCCAUCAGAAUUAUGUGGGAGCAGAAGGUUGGGAUAUUGCCUCGGAUAUCAUGACAAAGUAUGGGCUAAAAUAACAUAUUUUCACGCCAAAAACUUGCCUCGCUAAAACACAACACCAAACCACGACCAAGUAUAAUCAUAGAAUGGAACUGCAUUAUAGUUGGUACAUGUUCUUAUUGUCAACUCGGGGCCUAGGUGUACUGUCUACUCUGUGAAUUUAUAUUAUUUAGCUGUGCAAUUCGAGUGAAGAUUCUCAAUAACAGAAACUAAUAGAAAGCAGGAAAUGUUCUAGUUUCAGGUAUGCAAAAGUUCAUCCAUAUAUGGGAAUUUUUGCGUCGUUGCUGCGGAUUCAGAUUCUAGGAAGAAUAAGCACCUUUCUACAAUGCACAACCAGACCUUUGGGAAUUUCUAAAACCACCCUCCCUAUCAAGAAGAUUUCCUUCCACAACCACAGGGGCCAUCUGAGCUAGGGUUAGUCGUGGCAGCCUUUACGAGCCAUUAUGAAGAGCCAUGCUAUAUUCCACAUCCGAAGCCAAAGAGCUAGUUGGAGAUUGUUGGUGAGCAGUUUGCUUGGGAUACCGGAAGAUCAAGCUCCAAGAUGAACCUCUACAUCCGAGCCCUUGCCCCUUCCAACUUCUCUGAUCUCCGCGAAACAGAGGAGACCCUCCAGCACAUGAAGAAGAACAUCGAGGUCAUUGAGCAAGAGUUGCACCACUUGCGCAAGAUCAAAAUUUUCCUACCACACAACAAGAGGGGGAGGUGGAGAAACAAGAAGCUUCAUAUAAAGAGGAAUUGUGGAGCAUAUAGAAGUUGACAGGGAGAACUCCCAUGAUAAUUAUGAUCAGGAAUGUCUAGUUGUGGCAAACAACACCUUUGCCUAUUCCCACUUUGAAGAAAUGGCAUAGAUUAGGAGAUGAAAGUUAAUCUUAUCGAGAGCCUUACAUGGAGACUUGUUCUCCAAUCCUUGCUUGAGAUGAGAAAGACUGGGUGAGAGGAGAAGUUAUGAAGGAGGAAGAAAGAAAUGAAGAGGAAGUUCUUAAUCUUCCACAAGGGGAGAAACAAAUUCUGAAGACGAAAGGGUGGUUGUAGAAGAAAUUGAGGUCCAAGAAGUGGAUGAGGUCAAGGUGGUUGAGGCUUCUAUAAGCCCAGAUUCAUUCUAGAGAUCCCCACUAGACCUUGAUGAGCUACUAGAGAAGGGCCUAUUUGUAGUGUCUCUUUGCCAAACCAAGGCCACACUGACAUCUAUCUCUUUUGGUGGAUGCGAUGGUGGUCAUUUGAUGUUGUCAUAACUAGUUUGGGGCAAUGAGAAGAGAUAAGUAGAGGUCUGAGGAGUGGAGACUACUGACACGCUAAAAGACAACACCUAACAAUGGCCAAGUGUAACCAAUGAAAGGGACUGUAGUAUAGUGGCACAAGUAAUAAAUAUCGAAUCCACGGGUCUCUAGAGUUACUAUUACUCAGCUUCAGUUCAUUAUCUAGCAAACUAGAUUAAGGAUUGAUUUAUAAACUACUCUACUGACUACUCUACUAAUUACAAGUUGUGAACUCACUUAGGUAUGAUUCCCCCUAGCUCCUCAAUUAGGUCCAAGUUGCAAUUACCUUUGGUUGAUCUACUGUUGAUUAAACUGCGGAAGAUCCGACAGUAGCUUGGAAUCUCUUAAGCUGACCAAGCCCUCUCAGUCCAACUACCCGGCAGGCGACUAACCUUCACCGGGAUAGAAAGCUGAGGCUAUGAACACAGAACUCCACUACCGGAAUUGGAUUCCAGUACAAAGCAGUAGAUUGACUAACUCUCGUAUAACCAAUUCACCACCAUCAAUCAAGGAAGCUAUCUUAACCUAAUCAGAUUCUAUCUAUCAUAGGUUAAAGCAGAAAUCAAGAGAAUUUGAUCAAGAUUCAAUUGACUCAAUAAAUCAUGCCUCAAUCGAUUAUAAUCAAACAAUAUAGCAUCCAAAACUUCAUACAAGAAAGAUCCUAACACAUGGAACUAGGGUUCCUCAAAACCUAAGUGAAGGGAAGUUAUACUAUAUAGGAUAGAGAGACUGCAGAAAUCUGAUCUAGAUCUUCAAUCUCCAUCUCCAAGCUUGAUUCCCGAGCUCCAAUGGCAAAGAAAUCCUCCAAAAUAGCUCCAAGAAUGUUCCCAAGUCGCUCUCUCUCUCUCUAGGGUUCGUCCCUUGGGUGUUUGGGAACAAAAAACCCAACCCUCCCCUUUCCUUUGGCUGAAAAUCGAGUUUUAAACAGAAAUUCCCGAUCACGCGGCCAGGCCACACGGCCGUGUGGCUUUCCCAGCUGCCCGUGUGAAGGCUCGGUGAUUUCCACACGGCCACGACCCACACGGCCGUGUGGAGUUCCAGGAUGCCCGUGUGGCUUGCUCAGCCUUUGUUUAAUGCUUUGUUUCUCCCCCGUUCGGACUCCGAAUCAGUCCCCGUUUGAUCCCAGACGCUCGUAGUCUCGUCCUAUUUCUUUUCAUGACAAGCUUGCAUGAUUCUUUGUCCAUAAAGUGAGGUAGAAGUCCAUUCUCCUUCAGGUCAUGCCCGAGUUUCUUCUCCCGAAUCGUCAAUUGAUCUCUGAUUGAUUUGAAACUUGCGCCUAUGCUUCACUUUAUGUGAUUGGAGCUGAAAUGUGACAAAGAACACAACCUAGCAUAAAAUAGGACAAAGAAG
Molecule: messenger RNA, 2791 nt
Organism: Linum trigynum
Lineage: Eukaryota; Viridiplantae; Streptophyta; Magnoliopsida; Malpighiales; Linaceae
Source: the annotation of a GenBank genome assembly